Molecule: messenger RNA, 1549 nt
Organism: Drosophila willistoni
Lineage: Eukaryota; Metazoa; Arthropoda; Insecta; Diptera; Drosophilidae
Gene: AP-1sigma
Product: AP-1 complex subunit sigma-2
Exons: 5
Coding region: 137-610 (157 amino acids)
Biological process (GO): vesicle-mediated transport; intracellular protein transport
Cellular component (GO): intracellular membrane-bounded organelle; membrane coat; AP-1 adaptor complex
Molecular function (GO): clathrin-cargo adaptor activity
Source: RefSeq, a predicted model, not a curated record
UGGCGUAGAUUGUGAAUGGCAAACGUUUUGGGAGCAGUGUUUAGCUCUGUUGUUGCGUGAAAAAAUAAAUAAUUGCUCUUGUUUGUGCAAUUUGCAUAUGUAAAAGCAGUUAAAACGCAUAUUUAAAACACUCAAGAUGAUGCUUUUCAUGCUGCUAUUCAGCCGACAGGGAAAACUGCGUUUGCAGAAAUGGUAUAUGGCCUAUCCCGAUAAGGUGAAGAAGAAGAUAACUAGAGAAUUGGUCACCACGAUAUUGGCACGGAAGCCAAAAAUGUGCUCCUUUCUAGAGUGGAAGGAUUGUAAAAUCGUCUAUAAGCGUUAUGCCAGUUUGUAUUUCUGUUGCGCCAUCGAGCAGAAUGACAACGAGUUGCUCACUUUGGAAAUUAUCCAUCGAUAUGUCGAAUUGCUGGACAAGUAUUUUGGCAGUGUCUGCGAAUUGGAUAUUAUAUUCAAUUUCGAGAAAGCCUAUUUCAUAUUAGAUGAGCUGCUGAUUGGUGGCGAAAUUCAAGAGACAUCCAAGAAAAACGUACUUAAAGCGAUUGCCUCACAGGAUCUGCUACAAGAGGAUGAAGCUGUUGAGGGCACUUUAAGAGACAUUGGACUACUCUAAAGAGAAAUUCUGUAGACAUUAUGUUGUAGUUGAUAUUACACCCAAGCAAAAACACCCAACACUACGCACAGCAAACACCACAAACACACACACACACACGCAUAGCUAAAUACCUGUUACCAACACCGACUCCUCCAACUCCAACACCACCACCAACACCAACACCUAUACCUAAACCUACACCUACUCCAAUAUUUUGACACUGACCAAUACUGAGCAGCUCGGCAAAUGUGUGUGCGGGUGUUGUAAAGCACGUAAAAGUGGCUCCUAAAUCAAAAAAGAAAAGCAAAGAACCAACAGAUCUUCCAUAGCGAGGCUAAAACUCUAUGCAAUAACUAAUUUCAUUUUCUCAUACAUAUAUAUCUAGAUAUAUAUAUCUAUUAUAUACUUUGCAUCCUCGGCACGGUUUUUCAUUUUUGUUUCAGUUAUUUUGAAAAUCCAUUGCAAAGCAAAGUUCAUGCAAAUCGCUAAUACCCUGACAUUUCUUUUCAUACUAUGUAGAAGAGAUCCUUUUUAUUGAAUUAACUUUAUAUAUAAAUCUAUAUACUAUUUAAAUCAUUCCAAGACCAUCAAAUGAAAAAGCAAUGCAGUUAAAAAUUGGGCAAUAAUUAUUUUUAGAAGGGAUAUAAAUGCAAUAUUACAGUUAUAGUAACAAAAGUAAAUGCAAAAACACAAGAGAAAAAAAAAACUAAGCUUUAAUAUUGAAUGAAUAUGGAAAACAAUGUAAUAACCUAUUUAGUAAAUUAGUAAAAAAGAAAAAAACAAAAAAGCAAUCGAUAAACUAUAGUUUAUAUAUAUCUACAAAAUUAUAGAUAUAUUUGUAUUUGUAUGUACCUAUAUAUAUGUAUAUGUAUGUGUGUUGUACAUUUUAGCCAAAUUUCUGUGUUUUGUAAUCCAAACAAAAAAAAAAAAAAGAAUAAAAACCAAGUAUUUCUCAAA